AAAUAGAGCGUAUAGAAGACGAGGAGUUUAGCACGCGGAAAGAAAGGCGCCAUAAAACAGAAACGCCGACAGUUUCUAUACGAAAAUCAUCGUGUUAGAACCGCAACUUUUCGCUCGGAAAAUGAAUUGUUCGCGUCGUCAAGUCAGUAGUUAGCAAAACCUCGAACUUGUAACACAUAAUAUAAUCCAAUUAUCUCAUCCGCGUUGAACACGUAUUUAUAUAGAAAAUUUAAUCAACAAUAAGUUGUAAAGAAAAAUAUAAAAAUUAUUUAAUUGUUCUAAAAUAACAGUUAAAGGAUGUCAAAAUCAAGCCACAUCGUCAGUAAUUCAGAAUCAACCACGAAAAUCCCAACGUUAAGACGUUCGGGUAGUUUGCGAUCGUCAACGAAUUUAAAUUUUCGUCGUUCAAUAGAUAGUGGUAGUUUCGCGGCGUCGCCGUCGCAUAAAUCGGGGGUCGCCACCGCGGCUCUGCAAAGACCACCCCCGCCGCCUCGCCUCCAAAGGGGCUACUCGUUCGUUGAAAAAGGAACCGUCCCCGUCGUCGGUGGGGAUGGACUGCAACGGAGGCGAUUUUCGAUCAGCACCGGCGGAAGGAGACGGAAAAACGUGACCACGGAGGGGUCGACGAUUCAAGAGCCCCAAAACGGGGGGGCCAACAACACUCCGUCAAGAAGCAGAAGCCUGUCGCUCUCUUUAUCAACAACUCACCUGGGAGUACCAAAACCGUCGACGUCGCGAACAUCAUCACCAAAAACGCCCCCGGUUUCACCGGAAGUCCGAAAAAAAUAUAAAGAUUGGGAUACAGAGAGUUUAACGAGUAUUAAUAGCGGCCUCAGUGUGGCUUCGUCAUGCGAUCACGCAAGUGUGGCUCUAAACGGAACCACAUUUUCUGGAAGAAGCAUGAAAUAUGUGGUUCAUUGCAAUCAACACGCUGGCGUUACCGGCGAAGAUUACUUAACACCAACGCAAAGAGCGCAUAGGCAAGUUAAAAAAUUAAAAUAUUUAUUACAACAGGCGCAAAAAGAUCUAGAACAACGAGAUAACGACAUAGUAAAAUUAACCAAAGAAGUCGUCGAAUUAAGACUUUAUAAAGCAGCUUUGAGCUCGCCCGAAGAUAAAUCGAAUUCAAGCGAUGCCGUUACUGUUAGAGAAAAUCCUACGGAUGAGCAAGCGACCCCUGAUGAUCUCAUCGAUACGAUAAGUAACCAUUUAGUUAAUGAUAUGAGUUGUUCUUACGCCGAUUCGGGUCAUUACGAUGAUUUUACAAACUCAUCGAUUCAUUCCAAAGAUUCCUCGGUUGUUUUAAGCGAAGAUUUUAAUCCUUCGCCGUAUAAACAGCGUAAACAUGUUUUAAUGAGCGAUAAAAGUACGAGUGUUGAUACAAGCAGCAAAGAUUUUCAACAAGAACACCAAGAAUUAAUUAUGGAGUAUGAGAAGCGCUUACAUGAAUUAAUUAGGACUCACGAAGAGGAGACUCACGUGAUUAAACAGAAACAUAACGAUAAAGUCGAGGAGUUAUUACAAAGAAUAACCGAGAUUAAUAGUAGAUAUUGGCAGUUGGUGCCGGAAUUGGAUUGCGCGCGGGAAAAAAUUAAGGAAUUGGAGAAAGAAUUGGAUGAAGCGUGCAAAAAUUUGGAGGAUACAGAGGAAAAAAAUAAAAAAAUGUAUUUGCAAAUGUAUAAGAAAGGGGAGGAGGCUGCUAAAAUAGAACAAGAAAAUAAAGUUAUGGAAAUCGCAGUUCAACAUCCGAGUAGAAUAUCAGUUCCUGAAUUACUUCAUCAGUUACAAAUAACCCAAACUGAAUUAGAUAACAUAAAGGUAAGUAAUCAUUUAGGGCACGGAACUUUUGUAACAAAACGAUUUCCCCCCUCCACUCGU
Messenger RNA from Onthophagus taurus, 1878 nucleotides. NCBI's taxonomy places the organism in Eukaryota, Metazoa, Arthropoda, Insecta, Coleoptera, Scarabaeidae. The record is from RefSeq and is a predicted model, not a curated record.